AUGACGUCGCUGCGCCGCGCCGCGCCCCAGCAGCAUGGCGGCGGCGGGCGGGCGCUGAUGGCGCCGGCGGUGCUGCCGCGGCUGCGGCGGCUCCUCCCCGCGGCCCCGCCGCCCUCCCGGGCCGCGCACACGGGCGGUGCCGGAGCCCCGCGCCCGCGCCGCGACCUCUACGAGGUGCUGGGCGUCCCGUCCACCGCCACGGCGGCGCAGAUCAAGACGGCGUACUACGAGCAGUCCUUCCGGUACCACCCCGACCGCAAUGCCGGCAGCGCGGCCGCGGCCGCUCGCUUCGCCGCCGUCAGCGAGGCUUACCGCGUGCUGGGCAGCGCCGCGCUGCGCCGCAAGUACGACCGCGGGCUGCUGAGCGCCGAGGAGCUGCUCGCCGCGCCCCGGCCCUCGGGCCGCCCGCCCGACCCGCCGCCCCGCGGGCCCGCCGCCCGCCCCGGGCCCAGCCCCGGCCCCGGCCCGCCGCCCUUCGACUUCGACGCCUUCUACCGCGCGCACUACGGCGAGCAGCUGCAGCGGGAGCAGCUGCUGCGGGCGCGGCGGGAGCAGCUGCGCCUGCGGCGGGAGGAGUCGGCGGCGGAGGGGCGCCUCAGGGCCCUCUCCGAUUUCUCGGUCGGGCUGCUCUUCUUCCUGAGUGUUAUCGUCCUCUACGGCCUCAAGUGACAGCGGGACGUGAGGUGUGCCCACACAGCUCCUCAGCGUCACCAGGGGCUUGGCAGCGGGCUGGGGGUGAGCCCUGCACUGCCCUUGGCCGACAGCCCGUGUCUGCUGCUGGGGCUGGGACGUGUCACCCUGCCAGUGUGACCUUCAGGGACGGUGUGUGACCAGCAGGCUUCAUAUGCUGUGACCUUCAGACACUCAGUGCCCCUGGCUGUGAGGAUGUGACCUCUGGAUACCCUCUGUGCCCUGGGCUGGGCUGGGCUGUGCUGUCCAGCAUGACCUUGCAAGGGGGUGAAGGUACUCUGCAGGUUCCUGGUGUGCCCCCUCAGCCAAUACCACCUGCAGGCACAGUGCCUGGCAAGCAAACACAGUUCCUGGACUCUGGACAGGGAGGAGUCCCCUCCUUUGGCACAGCUCUGUGACCUUGGUGUGCCCCACGUGCCUGUUGUGAGCUGCAGCAGGGAUUAAAGGCUCUCAGAGGUGCUGUGUGUGUUCAGGGCUGUGCUCACUCAUGAUCAGGUGUGGCUCUGGUUUCUGCUGAUUCCAGACCUGCCUCCUCUGUGCUGUCACACCUGGUACUACAUCUCUGGGGAGCUUUUGACAUCCAAACUGCACCAGCCUGCUCAGAAUGGCAGGUAGAGAAGUUAGAUUCAGACCUGAAAAAUGAAAUUAUGGUGGCUCAUGCCGUGAUCAGUGUGUGACAUUGCCUGGAGGUGCAGGCAAAACACUUUGGUGUCUGAAGUCCUCUGUCCUGUCUAGGGCCUGCCAGGAACUUUACACAAGCCCCUCCCUCUGAGGCUUUUGGCUGUGGUGCACCUGUGAGCACCAAGUGCUGUUUUCUGUGUUUUACCUGAGCAUCAUUUGCACAAGUGUAUUUGCCUAUUUAAAUACUGAAGUGUU
Molecule: messenger RNA, 1566 nt
Organism: Oenanthe melanoleuca
Lineage: Eukaryota; Metazoa; Chordata; Aves; Passeriformes; Muscicapidae
Gene: DNAJC30
Product: DnaJ heat shock protein family (Hsp40) member C30
Exons: 1
Coding region: 1-669 (222 amino acids)
Source: RefSeq, a predicted model, not a curated record